Messenger RNA from Cavia porcellus (domestic guinea pig), 1580 nucleotides. RefSeq names its product probable E3 ubiquitin-protein ligase HERC1. The record is from RefSeq and is a predicted model, not a curated record. NCBI's taxonomy places the organism in Eukaryota, Metazoa, Chordata, Mammalia, Rodentia, Caviidae.
AUGGCAACUAUGGUUCCACCAGUGAAACUGAAAUGGCUCGGACACCUGAACAUCUGGAUUACAGAAGACAGUGAAUCUAUUGCUACAAGAGAGGGAGUUGCCAUCCUGUAUUCUAAACUAGUCAGCAAUAAGGAAGUAGUAUCUUUGCCCCAACAAGUUUUAUGUCUCAAAGGACCACAGUUGCCAGACUUUGAACGUGAAUCUCUUUCAAGUGAUGAACAGGACCAUUAUUUGGAUGCACUUCUUAGCAGCCAGCUAGCACUAGCAAAGAUGGUUUGUUCAGAUUCUCCAUUUGCUGGGGCACUGCAAAAACGCCUGCUUGUACUCCAGCGUGUCUUCUAUGCACAUUCUAAUAAAUACCAUGACAAAGGAAAAGUGAAACAGCAGCAGCAUUCUCCGGAGAGCAGCUCUGGUGCAGCAGAUGUCCAUUCUGUUAGUGAACGUCCUCAGUCAAGCACUGAUGCACUUAUAGAAAUGGGUGUUCGAACUGGUCAGUUAUUAUUUGCACUUCUGAGACAAAGUUGGAUGAUGCCUGUGUCGGGACCUGGCCUUAGUCUUUGCAACGAUGUUAUUCAUACUGCAAUUGAAGCUGUGAGCUCUUUGCCACCAUUAUCUUUAGCCAAUGAAACCAAGAUUCCUCCUAUGGGUUUGGACUGCUUAUCACAAGUAACAACAUUUCUUAAAGGAGUAACUAUUCCCAAUUCUGGGGUAGACAUUUUAGGUCGUAGAUUAGCUUCUGAGUUGCUGCUAGGUUUAGCAGCUCAGCGAGGCUCUCUGCGGUAUCUUCUUGAAUGGAUAGAAAUGGCUUUGGGGGCUUCAGCAGUUGUUAAUAACAUGGAGAAAGCCAAACUACUGUCAAGCCAGAAAGGAAUGAUCAGCUUUGACUGCUUUAUGACUGUCUUAAUGCAGAUGAGACGUCCUUUGGGGUCAUCUGCUGAUCGGAUUCAGUGGAGAGAACCAACCAGAACAUCUGAUGGCCUGUGCUCACUCUAUGAGGCAGCUUUAUGUCUCUUUGAAGAGGUUUGUAGAAUGGCUUCUGAUUACUCAAGAACAUGUGCUAGCCCAGAUAGCAUUCAGACUGGAGAUGCUCCCAUUGUCUCAGAAACCUGUGAGAUUUAUGUUUGGGGAAGUAACAGCAGUCAUCAGUUGGUAGAAGGCACACAGGAAAAAAUACUGCAACCCAAACUAGCUCCCAGUUUCUCUGAUGCCCAGACGAUUGAAGCUGGACAGUAUUGCAUUUUCGUUAUUUCUACGGAUGGUUGGGUCAGAGCUUGCGGUAAAGGCAGCUAUGGGAGACUGGGCCUUGGAGAUUCCAAUAAUCAGUCUACUUUAAAAAAGUUAACCUUUGAGCCUCACAGGCCCAUUAAAAAGGUUUCGUCUUCUAAAGGCUCUGAUGGUCACACUUUAGCUUUUACGACAGAAGGAGAAGUCUUCAGCUGGGGAGAUGGUGACUAUGGGAAACUAGGACAUGGAAAUAGUUCAACCCAGAAAUACCCCACGCUUAUUCAGGGGCCUCUUCAGGGAAAGGUAUGUGCGUUGUUUUUAGAUUAAAUUAUUAGAUAACAGUGCUAUUGUAAUUG